CAACUUCAGACAAGCAAUGCUCCUUCAGUGAGCUUUAUGCCCGGAAUUACAUACCGGGGGCAAAUUGUCUGCACGUCGAAUGCUGGUCUUCCAAGGUAGGAUGUGGUCAAGCUAGGAAUUGCAAGCUCCUCCCGAAGGCUCAUUACCCUCAACAACCAGCAUUGUCCCAAGGUAAUUGAGUACUUUACACGACUUGAAGACCAAGAUGACCACCAGCGUAACAUCAACCUGCGGAUGCGGGUCCUUCAAUCUCAAAGUCGACUUCCCCAACGACUCAGUUCCACUCGAUUGUGGCCUGUGCCUUUGCGAUAGCUCCCGACGACUCACAGGCUCCUGUGGGGUUUCAUAUAUCAUUGUACCCUCGAACCAACCAAUUGACAUCACAAAAUUCAAGUUGACAAGCUACGAGACGACUGAUCGAUCGGCGCAUUAUUUUUGUCCAACCUGCGGGGCACAUGUCCUGGUCAAAGUUUCUCACAAUCAAUCUUGGCACCUUGCCACUGGUCCUUUGGAUCGAACUGAAGGCAUCGUGAAUUGGAUUGGGUCGAAGUGGGUCGAUAAUACGCUGGAUGGGGGAGUAAGCAUUUGGCUUAAGGAAAUCGUUGGACCGGAUGGGAAGAAGAAGCCAAUGCAGAGAUGGCUCCGACAAGAAUGGAACGGUGGGGCAUUGGUCCCUGACCAUAUUCCACUGAACACCCUGCCAGAGGAGAAGAAGUUUCUUACAAAUCCGAAGAACCUGGAGGCACAAUGCCACUGUGGAGGUGUCAAGUUCUACAUCACUCGCCCGAACGAAGAGUCAAAGGAGGCCAAGUCGCCAUUCCCGGAUUUGAUGGUACCUUACCAUUCUCAUUCGCCAGAAAAUCCGAACGAGGAGACCUGGUGGCUGCGAGGCAAUGAUACGAAGUACCUGGCCGGAACUUGUACGUGCAGGUCUUGUCGUGCCACUUCUGGAUUCGAGAUUCAGCCUUGGGCAUUUAUUCCUAAAUGCAAUGUUUUCCAGAAGGAUGGAUCGCCAAUAGAUUUUAACCUCGGAACAAUGAAAAGCCAUGAGAGCUCGAAAGAUAUCUGGAGGGAGUUCUGCCACGUCUGUGGAGCGACCAUUUUCUGGCACUGCAACGAGAGACCCGAACUGCUUGAUGUCAGUGUUGGAUUGCUGGAUCCUAAAGAGGGUGCCAGAGUGGAAAGCUGGUUGGAUUGGUGGACUGGACGAUGCAGUUUUUCAGAAGACGCAGUUUCCACGAGCCUUGUUGCGGCACUUGAACAGGGAUUGAAGCAAUGGGGUGAAGAGAGGGCAGCUGAAGGCGAAAUACUGUGAUUCUCCUGGCUCCAGAAGAUGAUUCAAUAAUGAUCUGCUCUGGACGUCCAUGGACUGGAUGGUUUUGGCCGAGCGACUUCCAAAUACUCCGGAGGAGACCCUUCCCUGUAUGGGUCCCUCCGAAUAUCCUGUAGAGCAGGUUCUGAAAAGGAUAAACAGUAAAUCCAUCAGCUUUUGAAUAGAUAAACUCAUUGUCCAUGCUCGAC
Molecule: messenger RNA, 1521 nt
Organism: Hyaloscypha bicolor E
Lineage: Eukaryota; Fungi; Ascomycota; Leotiomycetes; Helotiales; Hyaloscyphaceae
Exons: 2
Coding region: 206-1315 (369 amino acids)
Molecular function (GO): carbon-sulfur lyase activity
Source: RefSeq, a predicted model, not a curated record